AUCAAAGAAAAGAAAAAAUUCAGCGAAAGGAAAUGCAGAAACACAAGCUGGUCGAUAGAGCAAUUCAAAACAUUGCAAACGCCAUUAACAUGGUUGUUUGUGCUAGUAAGAACGAGGAUUUCAAAGCUAAGUGUUUCAAACUUUUAAAGGUAGGAAACGAGGACGAAUCUAAAGACGCCAUUACUGAACGAUUGUGGAAUAUUGCGAGCUCCAGACUGAAUGUGAAACAGCACCAUGGCGAAAGCCAAGAAAUUAAAAAAACUAAUCCCUGUGAAGAACCAAGUGGACCCUGGUUUGAUGAUUUAGCUGGGGAGAUAUUGAUUUACGAAGAACUGUACAGUAAAGAAAACUACUUUACCAGAAGUAAAGCAGAUAAUACAGAACCAUACACUUGGGAUAAGGAUGAUGAUUCUUCAUUUGAAAUGUUGGCUGAUGUGCAGUGGGAUUUAUAAGAAAAAGACAUCCAGGUAUAUAUAGGUACUUUGUACUCAAAAGUACAGGAAUCAACAUCACAAGCAUUAGCUUGCUUUGUACAUCAGCCCACUGGCAAAUGUAAUUCCAUUCCCCAGAAGUCUAACAUAGUGUCAGAUAAUGCUAACCAAAGAGCCAAAGCUAUCUGUCAAGGUGUUCUAACACCAACUGGAACAAUCACAAGUUAAAGGAAUUUGUUAGAGGAGUGUCCUCAAUACUUCUGUCAGAAAGCAGCCAAUGACCAAUGUCAAGAACAUAAAAACUUAGUCUUAUUCUCAAUCACUUGUGAACCAACUUGAUUGUAAUGCAGUAAAUUGAAGCAGCACCACUGUGAGGACUUAUAACUCAGGUUUGUCUCAAACUUUAGUUAUGAGAUAUUGGGUUGAGAUACAGUACCUAUCUCAUUAGAAGUUUUGUUGUGUAGUAUCGCUGAGUAUUUGUACGAGUUGUGCUGUAUUUUGAUGAGCCCAUAGGGCAAGU
Molecule: messenger RNA, 951 nt
Organism: Stylophora pistillata
Lineage: Eukaryota; Metazoa; Cnidaria; Anthozoa; Scleractinia; Pocilloporidae
Source: RefSeq, a predicted model, not a curated record